UCUGUUCUGUUCAGCAACUGAAAAAAGCCAAUAAGAGAUUCCAUCCGUCCGUAGUUCCCUUCAGAUUAAUUUGCGAUUUGUAGGUUAUAGGUUAAGUGUGAGUGUCAGUGGUGGAGUUUCGUUUGUUUUAAUAUGUAAAACGUGUUUAGUUUCAAAAUUCCUUUUAGUUUUUACGUAUAUAAUAAGUGUUACAUCAUAAAAUUUGAUUUCAAUCAUGGAUUCUUCGUGGUCAAAUAUUAAACCAUCUCUAAGCAAAAUGGUAUUAAAAACUAUCAAGUGCUUAGGUUUUGAAUCUAUGACUCCAGUUCAGGCAUCUUGCAUUCCACUGUUAUUGAAAAAUAAAGACGUUGCGGCUCAGGCUGUCACUGGCAGUGGGAAAACAUUGGCUUUUGUUAUCCCAGUCUUAGAGUUAUUGCUAAAAAGAAAUGAAGAAUGGAAACGCCAUGAGGUUGGUGCAAUAGUUAUUUCUCCUACAAGAGAAUUAGCUCUACAAACAUGUGAAGUGCUUGAUAGCUUUUUAUUGCACUCAAAUUUCACUAGGAUGUUGGCAAUAGGAGGUAAUAGUGUACAGUCUGAUGUUGAAUAUUUUAGGAAGAAUGGAGCAAAUAUAAUAAUAGCUACACCUGGAAGGCUUGAAGAUUUGCUAACUCAGAAUAUCUUAAAUCUUCCAGUUGCUGUGAAGGCACUGGAAAUUCUUGUGCUUGAUGAAGCUGAUCGCCUCUUAGAGCUAGGAUUUGAAAAGUCAUUGAAUACAAUUUUACAAUAUUUACCUCGUCAACGUAGAACUGGUUUAUUUUCUGCUACUCAGACUAAAGAAGUUGAAUCUCUUGUUAGGGCAGGCCUUAGAAAUCCAGUCAUGAUAACUGUCACUGAAAAGUCAAACAACUCAGCAUGCAAUAAGGUAACGUCAACUCUCUCAACACCUUCAACCUUGAGCAACUAUUACACUAUCUUAGAACCUACAGAUAAACUACCGUUUCUUAUGGAGUUUUUACAACACCAUGGUUACGAACAAAAGUACAUGUUAUUCUUAUCAACUUGUGCUUGUGUUGAAUAUUUUUCAGCAAUUUUGAAAGUGCUUUUAGCAAAAAACUUGGACAUAUUCAGCAUCCAUGGAAAAAUGAAAGAAAAACGGUAUAAAAUAUUUGAUUCCUUUAGAAAAUCUCAAUCUGGUCUUUUGAUUUGUACUGAUGUAAUGGCUCGAGGAAUAGACAUUCCAGAAGUAGAUUGGGUUAUACAGUAUGACCCUCCAACUUCAGCAGCAUCUUUUGUGCACCGUUGUGGUCGAACAGCUCGCAUUGGCAACUUAGGCUCUGCAAUUAUAUUUCUGAUGCCUAAUGAAGAAUUGUAUACUGAUUUUAUCCAUCGUAAUCAAAAUGUCACUCUUCAUCCCUUUGAAACGUUUAACAGAAAUCCAUCCAUGGUAUACAAUCAAACAGUUUUUAAUUUAGUACAAAAAUCUCAACUUAAUGAUCGAGCAGUAUUUGAUAAAGCUAAUAGGGCAUUUGUGUCCUAUAUACAGUUUUAUUGUAAACAUGAAUGUAAUAUCAUUCUUAGAGUAAAGGAUUUGGAUUUUGGACCACUAGCCACUGGAUUUGGUCUGCUGAGAUUACCUAAAAUGCCUGAACUGAAAGAUAAACCUAUGACUGGUUUUAUAAAUCAACCUAUUGAUUUCAAUGACAUUAAAUAUAAAGACAAACAGCGUGAAUUAUCUAGACAAGAGAAAUUGAACAGUUUCAAUGAAACUGGUGUGUGGCCUUCGAGAAAAAAGCACAGCAAAGGGUGUACAAAGGAAACUACACCUUGGAGUUUAAAGAAACAACUGAAGGUGGAAAAACAAGAAAGAAGAAAGGUGAAAAAAGAGUAUAAAAAUAAGAAAAUUUCAGAAGGAAAAAACAAAACAAAAAGAAAAAGAAACAGGUUAACAAAUGAAGAUUUACUACUCAAUGAAGAUUUAAAGAAAGAUUUGGCUUUAAUGAAAAAAUUAAAUAAGAAAAGAAUUACAAAUGAACAAUUUUGUAAUGAAUUUGGCAUUGAGUGAUAUUUCACUCAAUUGUAUGUGAAUUACAAUAUAUUUAUUGUAAUUCACAUACAAUUUGUAAUGAUAUGGUGAAUAUACAUGUGGCAUAUUAGAGAAAUAACAAUCCUGCAUAAUUUUAUGGAAAAAUAAUUUUUGUGUAUAUAUGUUUUUAAUUAAUUUUUGUACAUAUUCUGAAUAAAUUAUUAUUAAUAACUGUU
Molecule: messenger RNA, 2238 nt
Organism: Homalodisca vitripennis (glassy-winged sharpshooter)
Lineage: Eukaryota; Metazoa; Arthropoda; Insecta; Hemiptera; Cicadellidae
Product: ATP-dependent RNA helicase DDX55
Exons: 2
Coding region: 215-2041 (608 amino acids)
Cellular component (GO): nucleolus
Molecular function (GO): ATP binding; nucleic acid binding
Source: RefSeq, a predicted model, not a curated record